Molecule: messenger RNA, 647 nt
Organism: Octopus sinensis (East Asian common octopus)
Lineage: Eukaryota; Metazoa; Mollusca; Cephalopoda; Octopoda; Octopodidae
Exons: 3
Coding region: 1-489 (162 amino acids)
Source: RefSeq, a predicted model, not a curated record
AUGACUACAUCUUCCACGACAAUGGAUCAGACUCUGAAAUAUCCACAGGUAACUCCCACUGUCUCAACAUAUCAAGCAGAGAGAAACCCCCACAGGUCAGCAGAGACAGACACGACUCGAUUACUCUACGAAAAUGAAAAUAAAUUGGCCCACGAGAACAUUCUUCGGCAAAAUUUGCUGGUAAAAAUUGCCCAGAAGCAACAAGACGGCAAUUCCAACUCAGAAGAGACUGUUUCUUAUACUUUAAAUGAAAAUGAUUUGAGAAAGUCCAUCAAUGAGGCCAAGAAGAAGAACUGUGGAGGUAAUUUCCCCAAAGAAUCUGUCUCCACAAGCCCGGAUAUGAUUGUCUUGAGGGAUGAAAGUACAAUGGAUGAUAAAACAGAUCUGGAAUUACUUAGUCAGUCAAGUGUGUUAGUAUAUAACUUUCCAAACACAGUCUGUGCAGAUUAUCUGAGGACAUAUUUCACAAAAUAUGGACAGGUUGGUUAAAUAAGUCAAUCCAGGUGGUGAGGGCACUCAUUUUGGCGCGAAAUUCGGAGAAGGAGUCCACCAAAUUCGGCUUUGUCGAGUUUUCAUUUCCCGCGUCUGCAAAAAAGUGUCUGGAAAGUGGAGAUGAGUCACAAAUUGAAGGAUCAGUCCUCAAAUUU